Messenger RNA from Python bivittatus (Burmese python), 4220 nucleotides. The record is from RefSeq and is a predicted model, not a curated record. NCBI's taxonomy places the organism in Eukaryota, Metazoa, Chordata, Lepidosauria, Squamata, Pythonidae.
GAAUGUGGGGUUGCCUUCCCCAAAGGCCAGGCCCUGGACACCACGCGCAUCGAGUGGAUCCGCAUGGGCACCACUGUGGCCACCAACGCCCUGCUGGAGCGGAAGGGGGAGCGAGUCGCUCUCCUCAUUACCAAGGGCUUUCGGGAUCUGCUCUUCGUUGGGAACCAGGCGCGGCCCCGCAUUUUUGACCUGGAGGUCCAAAUGCCAGAGGUCCUGUACGAGGCCGUGGUGGAAGUGGACGAGCGCUUGGUUCUCCAUCGGGACGACUGCCGGCUCUUUGAUUCCAGGCAGCUCGUGACAGGCUUGACGGGGGAGGUCGUGGUGGUGAAGCAACCUGUGAACCUGGCGGCCCUGCGAGAGGACCUGGAGUGGCUGCUGGCGCGGGGCAUCCGCAGCCUCGCUGUGGUCCUUCUGCACGCCUAUUUGUGGCCAGGCCACGAGCAGCAGGUGGGGGCCCUGGCCCGGGAGCUCGGCUUCCAGCAGGUGUCGCUUUCCUCUGAAGUGAUGCCCAUGGUGCGCCUGGUGCCCCGUGGCUACACAGCCUGCGCAGACGCCUACCUGACCCCGUGCAUCCUCCGCUACCUGGACAGCUUCCGGGCUGGCUUUGCUUCACAGCUGCAGGGCGUGCCGGUCGCGUUCAUGCGUUCCGACGGUGGCCUGACUCCUAUGGAGGCUUUUAGCGGCUCUCGGGCCAUUCUCUCGGGCCCGGCUGGCGGAGUCGUGGGCUACGCGGUCACCAGCUACAACCACGCAGAAGGGCGCCCUGUCAUUGGCUUUGACAUGGGAGGAACGUCCACCGACGUGAGCCGCUACGCCGGGGAGUACGAGCACGUCUUUGAGGCCACCACGGCUGGCAUCAGCCUCCAGGUGCCACAGCUGGACAUCAAUACGGUGGCUGCCGGGGGCGGCUCUCGCCUCUUCUUCAAGUCCGGGCUUUUUGUGGUGGGCCCCGAGUCUGCAGGGGCACAUCCCGGCCCUGCGUGCUACAGGAAGGGGGGGCCGCUGACCGUGACGGAUGCCAACCUGUGCCUGGGCCGCCUCCUGCCCAGCUACUUCCCUUGCAUCUUUGGGCCCGAUGAGAACCUGCCGCUCUCACAAGAGGCCGCUCUGCAGGCCUUUCGGGCACUGACGGCCGAGGUGAACGCCUUUGGGGAGGCCGAGUCUCGCUUCAGCGUCGAGGACGUGGCCAUGGGCUUCAUCCAGGUGGCCAAUGAAGCUAUGUGCAGGCCCAUUCGGGCACUAACGCAGGCCCGGGGCCACGACUCUUCUCACCACAUACUGGCCUGCUUCGGAGGAGCAGGGGGCCAGCAUGCCUGUGCCAUCGCCCGGGCUCUGGGCAUGAGCAAGGUCUUCAUCCACAAGCACAGCGGGGUCCUGUCAGCCUACGGGCUGGCCCUGGCAGAUGUCGUCCACGAGGCUCAAGAGCCAUGCUCGCUGGUCUACGGGCCAGAGGCCUACGCCCAGCUUGACCUGCGAAUUGCUGCCCUGGAGAAGAAGUGUGUGCAAGCACUGGAGGCCCAGGGCUUUGCCAGGUCUCAGAUAACCACAGAGCUCUUCUUGCACCUGCGCUAUGACCGGACGGACUGCGCCCUCAUGUGCUCUGCCAAGGGCUACCCAGCCCACCUUGGCUCCUGUCGCAGUGGAGACUUUGGCGCAGCCUUUGCCAGUAGGUACCUGCGAGAAUUUGGCUUCACCAUCCCCCACCGAGCCAUCCUGGUGGACGAUGUGCGGGUGAGGGGCACAGCCAGCUCUGGGAUGAACCAGGAAGAACCUCAGCCGAUCGGCGAAGGGCCGCCCCCUCUGGAAAUGGUGUCCCGCUGUUACUUUGAGGGCGGCUACCAGGACACCCACGUCUACCUGCUGGAGAACCUCUUCCAUGGCCAUUCCGUUCCUGGCCCCAGCAUCCUGGUUGAUAAGAACAGCACCAUCCUGGUGGAGCCCGGCUGCACAGCGACCGUGACUUCUCUGGGGGAUAUUUGCAUCACCGUGAGGUCCGGGACGUUCCACCCAAUUGGACCGGAGGUUGACCCUGUCCAGCUUUCCAUCUUCUCCCACCGCUUCAUGAGCAUCGCAGAGCAGAUGGGGCGUAUCCUGCAGCGCACGGCCAUCUCCACCAACAUCAAGGAGAGGCUCGACUUUUCCUGCGCCCUCUUUGGGCCUGACGGGGGCCUGGUCUCCAACGCUCCCCAUAUCCCUGUCCAUCUGGGUGCCAUGCAGGAGACGGUGCAAUUCCAGAUCCAAAACCUGGCCUCUGAGCUUCGUGAAGGGGAUGUGAUCCUGAGCAACCACCCGUGUGCAGGGGGCAGCCACCUUCCUGACCUGACAGUCAUCACCCCAGUGUUCUGGAAGAAGGAGGCCAAGCCGGUCUUCUUCGUGGCAAGCCGGGGCCACCAUGCCGACAUUGGAGGGAUCACGCCAGGCUCUAUGCCCCCCCACUCCCACUCCCUUCAGGAGGAGGGGGCCAUCUUCAUCUCCUUCAAGCUGGUGAAAGACGGCAUCUUCCAAGAGGAAGCCCUGACCGAGGCCCUGCUGGCUCCUGGCCGCCUCCCUGGCAGCAGCGGCACACGCAACCUCCAAGAUAACCUGUCUGACCUGCGUGCCCAGGUGGCAGCCAAUCAGAAGGGGAUCCAUUUGGUGAACGAGCUGAUUGGGCAGUAUGGAUUGGGAGUGGUGCAGGCAUACAUGGGCCACAUUCAGGCCAACGCAGAGGUUGCCGUCCGGGCGAUGCUGAGGAACUUUGCUGCACGCCAGGGAUCGCCGGAAUUCCCCCUGCAGGUGGAGGCCAAGGACUUCAUGGAUGACGGCACCCCGAUUUGCCUCAGGGUGACUGUGGAUCCGCAGGAGGGCCGCGCGGUGUUCGACUUCACGGGGACUGGCCACGAGGUGUACGGGAACUGGAACGCCCCCCGAGCCAUCACCCUCUCCGCCCUGAUCUACUGCUUGCGCUGCAUGGUGGGGGAGGACAUCCCCCUCAAUCAGGGCUGCCUGUCCCCCGUGCGCAUUGUUGUCCCCGAGAGAUCCAUCCUUGACCCAUCCCUGGAUGCUGCCGUGGUGGGGGGCAACGUGCUGACCUCCCAGAGGGUCGUGGAUGUCAUCUUCCGAGCGUUUGAAGCCUGUGCUGCCUCUCAGGGCUGCAUGAACAACGUCACGUUUGGGAACGAGCACGUUGGCUACUACGAGACGGUGGCUGGAGGGGCUGGGGCAGGGCCUCACUGGCAUGGCCGCAGUGGGGUGCAAAGCCACAUGACCAACACCCGCAUCACUGAUCCUGAGAUCCUGGAAAAGCGGUAUCCAGUGGUCUUGCAAACUUUCCAGCUGGCACCAAAUACAGGGGGGGCUGGGCAGUUCCGAGGAGGGGACGGGAUCCGGCGAGAGUUCCAGUUCCGUGAGGAGAUGGUCCUGUCUGUGCUGAGCGAGCGACGAGCUUUCCAGCCGUAUGGGCUGCGAGGCGGUGAUCCUGGCUCCCCAGGCCUGAACUUGCUGAUCCAGCGCAAUGGACGGACCAUGAAUCUGGGUGCAAAGAUGUCGGUGAAAGUACACCCUGGGGAUGUCUUCUGCCUGCAGACCCCAGGCGGAGGGGGCUUCGGACAGCGCCCCGAAUCCUCGCACUUGACCAAAGGGUCUCAAGGUUCCUGGGACCGGGUCCAACUCUUCAGGGACUGAAGCAGUUUCUGUCACUACCGCCUGGGAAAGCAGAUGACAGAUGGCCCCCUGCGCCCCAGGCCAGGAGGGGGUUGGGGGGGCAGGGGACGUGCACUGGCUGAGUAGGUGGAUCUCCUUACCAGGAGGAAGAGUUUGUGAGGCUGGGCGGGGAACGAAAGGUACUGGGAGCAAGCUUUGCCUCUUGCCACAAGGGGGCAGCAGAGACCAACGGCUUUCUCCCUUCCUGCGGGGUGAAGCAGAGGCCCCCUCCCUCCCACCCACCCACUUGGGAAGGCAACCCCUAGAUGCUGUUCCCUCCUAGUGGGCCCUGCCCCUGCCCACCCGCCUGCCCCUCUUCUGCCUGCACUCCGCAGCCCAGUGGCCCAGAGAGGCUGCUUGGCUCCUGUUCUCAGCUGGUACAGGCACCACUUGCUGCCCCCCUCCCCCACUAGGGGGGCAGAUAUGUGGCACACAGGCAACGCAAGCAAUGGCUGGCACCGCCAGUCUCUUCCUGGAAGGAAAGGGCUGGGCAAAUGCCCGGCUUGGUUUCACACGAAUAAAGCUAGAAUCUGCUUGGA